UUGAAUCGAAGUCUGAGCUAGCAUGCAUCUUUCCAUCUUUUGAUGCUUAAAAGUUAAAACUGUGCAUUUCGAACAUUUAGCUCAUUCCGCUUUAUGUUUUGCUCUAAUGUGAUUCUCCAGUUUAUCCUUAUGAUGCUCAUCACUGCGCUCAGAAGGCUGAAGAGGAAGCUACCUUAAAGUUUAAGCUUUCUGGUUCAGAUGGGAUUGAGCAGACAACACAAGGUCGGCAAUGGCUUCUCGACGAGAUGGGUUUCAUUGUCUUGCAUUGCCAGCUUCUUCCUGGGUUUUCUUGUCGUCAACAGGUUCUGGGAUGGUGAUCACUCAGUUAAAAUAGUCAAGGAGACAUCAAUUAGGGAAACUUACCACUCAAGAGCUUUGCAUCCCUUGGUCAACUGUAACGAGGAGACAUCUGUUCAAGCAGGGGACAUCUUUUCUCAAGUUUCACAGACACGUGACGUUGUCAUGCAACUGGACAAAACAAUGUCCUCAUUAGAGAUGCAACUAGCUGCUGCCAGAGCUGCCAAAAAUAAGCACAAAGAAGAAUAUCCUAUUUUUGCAAGUUCAGAAGGAGAGCAAAUUAAGGAUGAGAGGAAAAUAUUCUUUGUUAUGGGAAUUAUUACUGCUUUUAGUGGCAGAAAGCGGAGGGACUCAAUCAGAAAAACAUGGAUGCCCCAAGGAAAGGAACUGAGUAAGCUGGAAAUAGAGAAGAAAAUUAUAAUCCGGUUUGUCAUUGGUCACAGCGCAACUCCAGGUGGUGUUUUAGAUCAGGCUAUUGACGAAGAAGAUGGUAAGCACAAGGAUUUCUUGCGACUGAGCCACAUGGAGGGAUACCACACAUUAUCCUCCAAAACUCAAGCAUUCUUUUCAACAGCUGUUGCUAAGUGGGAUGCUGAAUUCUACAUUAAAGUUGAUGAUGAUGUACAUGUAAAUCUAGGUGUGAUUGGGUCAAUGUUGGCACGCCAUAGGUCCAAACCACGUGUUUAUAUUGGUUGUAUGAAGUCUGGACUUGUCCUUGCAACUAAAGGCGUCAAGUACCAUGAACCUGAGCACUGGAAAUUUGGAGAAGAGGGAAACAAGUAUUUCAGGCAUGCAGCUGGGCAAAUAUACGUGAUCUCGAAAGAUUUAGCAACCUACAUUUCAGCUAAUGGGCAUAUACUUCACAAAUAUGCAAAUGAGGACGUCUCUCUUGGUUCAUGGUUCAUUGGUCUAGAUGUCGAGCAUAUCGAUGAGCGAAGCCUCUGCUGUGGGACUCCUGAUUGUGAAUGGAAGGCAGAAGCAGCAAAUCCAUGUGGUGCAUCAUUUGAUUGGAGCUGUAAUGGGAUCUGUAAAUCAGCAGAAAGAAUGGGGGAGGUACAUCAACUUUGUGGAGAAGGGGAUGCAGCUAUCUGGCAACUCAAGUUUUUUAAUUAAAAAACCCUAUUAUCAUCUGUUAUCAAUUAUGCCUUUUGUCCAUUUGGAUGAAAUAUGGUUUUGUGAUUUAGCCUCAUCCUAUUCCUAUGCCACAUUUUUGCUCCUAUGGAUUAAAAAAGAAAAAGAAAAGAAAAGAAAAGAAAAGAAUUGAU
This is a messenger RNA of Neltuma alba, 1562 nucleotides long. RefSeq names its product beta-1,6-galactosyltransferase GALT31A. The record is from RefSeq and is a predicted model, not a curated record. Gene Ontology annotation, molecular function: galactosyltransferase activity. The transcript is spliced from 11 exons. Lineage: Eukaryota; Viridiplantae; Streptophyta; Magnoliopsida; Fabales; Fabaceae. Bases 199 to 1410 code for a protein of 403 amino acids. Gene Ontology annotation, cellular component: Golgi membrane.